AUGUCUCCUUUGACUCUUUUGAUGUUAGCCUCGAUCUGCGGUUUCUCACUUGCAUCUGGCUUGUUUGGACAUCACGGAUGGGAGCCUCAUCAUCAUGACGAUCAUCACCAUGACCAUCAUGGACAUGGUUCGGAUUGGCACAACGAUAAUCACAAUUCCCAUGGUUGGGAUGGCGAUCAUAGUGAUGAUCAUCAUGGUAAACAUGGCUUUAUCAAAGGAGACGAAUCCGACUGGGCUCGAUUGGAUUACGGUGGCCACAAAGCUCAUAACAGUGGAGAUGAAUGGCACUCGAACUAUGGACAUGAAGCUGGAGAUGAUCAUGGACAUGAUGCCGGAUAUGCUCAUGGUGAUGAACAUGGACAUACUGGACAUGGAUUAUGGGGACACCACGAUGGACACCAUGGUGAUCAUCACGGACAUCAUCCUUGGUGGUAA
This is a messenger RNA of Bursaphelenchus okinawaensis, 435 nucleotides long. Lineage: Eukaryota; Metazoa; Nematoda; Chromadorea; Rhabditida; Aphelenchoididae. The record is from the annotation of a GenBank genome assembly.